This is a messenger RNA of Saprolegnia parasitica CBS 223.65, 1870 nucleotides long. RefSeq lists its product as hypothetical. Bases 20 to 1870 code for a protein of 616 amino acids. The transcript has 5 exons. NCBI's taxonomy places the organism in Eukaryota, Oomycota, Saprolegniomycetes, Saprolegniales, Saprolegniaceae. The record is from RefSeq and is a predicted model, not a curated record.
GGCAGCAGCAAGCAGCAACAUGGGCACGAGCGAUGCCAAGCUCGACCAAUGUCUCGCGGUCCUUGGCGGCCCCACCGACGAGCACAAGUUCGCAGGCCUCUUGAUGGUCACCAAGCACUUGGCAGACGCCGACGCGACGACGCUGCAGGCGGUGCGGGCGCGCGUGCUGGCAACCACGGGCACCGUCUUCUUCCUCCGACUCCUCCACACCAAAGGCAGCCACGACGAAGCGCUGUCGCCGUACCGCGCCUUGGCAUUGAAUCUCAUCUCGAGCUUUUGCGGGGAUGCGACGCUCGCCAACGAGUUUGCCAAAGCGUCUGUCGUCGCCGACACGCUCGAGGCUUUGCAGCUCGGCGUUGCUGCGGCCAACGCGACGGUUGUCACCGACUGCCGUCACGUCCUGCAAGGGCUCUACCUCCACACCGCGGCGGGACCUGAGCUCUUGGCCGAGCACGGGCUUGUGCCGAUGGUCGUUCAAACCAUGGUGCAGUGCUGUGCGGUCCAGCCGCUCUCGGACGCGCACGAAAUCAUUCUGCAGCACCUCGUGGACCUUCUCCGCAGCAUCCAGUACCUCUGGAAGACGCUGUCGUCCCACGACUUUAACGCGCUGCUGCAUUGUUUUGGCGCGAUCGAGUCGCGGUCGAUUGCGAAAUGCCACUUGCAAGAGCUGCUGUUGGUCGCGCCCGACGCCCGCUGGAUUCACGCGCCGCUCGCCAACGUCGUGUCGGGUCUCUUUGGCGCGUGGCCAGAGCACGGCCAUGCCUCGACGCAGCGCCGGGAUACGUCCCUCGCGCUCAUUGAGCGCCUUUUCUCGACCGUCGGUGGCGCGUGGCUUCUCCCGACGCCCGAUGCGGCCGGUGACCUCGUCGUCCUCGUCGUCCAGCUGGCCGCCAUCGAAGCCAAGCUGCUCUUGGACGACGCGGAGCGCGCGUGGAUCGACGUCCGCGUCAACGAAAGCGCCGUCGAAGUCAUCGACGGCGCCGACGACCGCCUCACGCGCAUGAUUCCGAUCUGCUAUGGCAUUCUCGAAGCAAUCGUGUCCAUGCUGGCCGGGUCGCGGCCAGACAUCGUCGACGCCUCGCUCCUCUCGGGACCGGUCCUCGCGCAGCUCCAGGACGCGCUAAGCGAGUUCUUUACGGUCGUGCUCCAGUUUUUAACCACGUCGCGGGACUUCCUCGCGACGUUCCCGACCUCGCUCGCACUCGACAUGGUGGUCUACGCAAGCAUCCGUGUCUUUGGCGCGUGGCUGGCCGAAGAGUCGGACUUUUGCCAAGCCGACGUGCUCCAGCUGCUGCCUUUCCUACUCCAGUACCAGCCGUCGCUCCUCACCGACGAGUCGACGAAGCCGCCGACGCCGUUGCUGACCGACCCGCUGCACUUUUUACUCCCGGGCCUCCUCUCGCUGUCGGCCGACGAGGCUGUGGCCACCGCGCUCUUGGACGAUGAUGCUGUCUUGCAACGAUUGUUGCAGUUUGGCGUCGGUGUCUGCGCCAACGCCGACACCCCCGGCGUCGUCACCAUGUGUCUUGGCGUCUACAUGAAUUUGCUGCUCAUCGGGUCGCCGUCGUUCACAGCCAAAGCCCACUUCCAGAAGACGCUGCCGGUGUACCUCAAGCUCGCACAACUGACAGGCCAGCGUUGUAUGACGAGCCGGGUGUACGACGACGACGCGACGUCCUUGCUCUUGCAUCUGCUCAACUACUGCCUCUUGGUCCUUCUGGGCUCGUCAGCCAAGGGCAGUCGUGCCACGGACCCGGGCUUCCGCGCCACGCUGCAGUGGGCCAAGGCGAACGCGCCGCCCAUCGAGUGGGAAGCCAGCUACGACCUGCACGAGCUGCUGCUGCACUUGGCGGCGCGCGACUCGGUAUAA